GCGCCGGCGGCCCCGCGGCUGCGGGCUGAGCGCGGCUGGCGGGCUGCUCCGCCCCGGCUGCAUUGCUGCUCUCGGUGCCGGAGCCGCGCCGCGUCGCGUCGGCUGGCAUGGGCCCCGGGGCGCCCCGGACAGGGGCUCUGGGCUGAGGCGCUGCCGCUCCGCCCGCCCCGAGGCCAUGGCCUUGCUGCCCGGCCUGUGGCCCGCGCUCCUGGGCAUCGUCCUCGCCGCCAGGCUCCGCGGCUCCGGUGCCCAGCAGAGCGCCACAGCGGCCAACCCCGUGCCAGGCGGGCCCCCCGACCUGCUGCCCCACUUCCUGCUGGAGCCCGAGGACGUGUACAUCGUGAAGAACAAGCCGGUACUGCUGGCCUGCAAGGCCACGCCCGCCACGCAGAUCUUCUUCAAGUGCAACAGCGAGUGGGUGCGCCAGGCUGACCAUGUCAUUGAACGCAGCGCAGACGCGGCCAGCGGGCUGCCAGCCAUGGAGGUGAGAAUCAACGUAUCCAGGCAGCAGGUGGAGAAGGUGUUUGGGCUGGAGGAGUACUGGUGCCAGUGCGUGGCCUGGAGCACGUCGGGUACCACCAAGAGCCAGAAGGCCUACAUCCGCAUCGCCUACUUGCGCAAGAACUUUGAGCAGGAGCCGCAGGCCAAGGAGGUGGCCCUGGAGCAGGGGGUUGUGCUGCCCUGCCGCCCACCCGAGGGCAUCCCCCUGGCCGAGGUGGAGUGGCUGCGGAAUGAGGACCCGGUGGACCCGGCGCUGGACCCCAAUGUGUACAUCACGCGGGAGCACAGCCUGGUGGUGAGGCGGGCACGCCUGGCGGACACGGCUAACUACACCUGCGUGGCCAAGAACAUCGUGGCCCGCCGUCGCAGUGCCUCGGCCGCUGUCACCGUCUACGUGAACGGUGGGUGGUCGACGUGGACCGAGUGGUCUGUCUGCAGCGCCAGCUGUGGGCGCGGCUGGCAGAAACGGAGUCGCAGCUGCACCAACCCGGCGCCUCUCAACGGGGGCGCCUUCUGUGAGGGGCAGAAUGUGCAGAAAACGGCGUGCGCCACCCUGUGCCCAGUGGACGGCAGCUGGAGCCCUUGGAGCAAGUGGUCAGCCUGCGGGCUGGAUUGCACGCACUGGCGGAGCCGCGAGUGCGCUGACCCGGCGCCCCGCAACGGAGGCGAAGACUGCCCAGGGGCAGGCCUGGACACCCGAAACUGCACCAGCGACCUCUGCGCGCCCACCACAUCCGGCCCCGAGGACGUGGCCUUAUACGUGGGCCUCAUCGCUGUGGCCGUGUGCCUCCUGCUGCUGCUGCUGGUGCUGGUCCUGGUGUACUGUCGAAAGAAGGAGGGGCUAGACUCCGACGUGGCUGACUCCUCCAUCCUCACCUCGGGCUUCCAGCCCGUCAGCAUCAAGCCCAGCAAAGCAGACAACCCGCACCUACUCACCAUCCAGCCCGACCUCAGCACCACCACCACCACCUACCAGGGCAGCCUGUGCCCCCGGCAGGAUGGGCCGGGCCCCAAGUUCCAGCUCAGCAACGGCCACCUGCUGAGCCCACUGGGCAGUGGCCGACACACACUACACCACAGCUCCCCCACCUCCGAGGCCGAGGACUUUGUUGCCCGCCUGUCCACCCAGAGCUACUUCCGCUCCUUGCCACGAGGUGUCAGCAACAUGGCCUACGGGACCUUCAACUUCCUGGGGGGCCGACUGAUGAUCCCCAACACAGGCGUCAGUCUCCUCAUCCCCCCAGACGCCAUCCCACGGGGCAAGAUCUACGAGGUCUACCUCACACUGCACAAGCCGGAGGACGUGAGGUUGCCCCUAGCUGGCGGCCAGACCCUGCUGAGUCCCAUCGUUAGCUGUGGGCCCCCCGGGGUGCUGCUCACCAGGCCCGUCAUCCUCGCCAUGGACCACUGUGGGGAGCCUGGCCCCGACAGCUGGAGCCUGCACCUCAAGAAGCAGUCAUGCGAGGGCAGCUGGGAGGACGUGCUGCACUUGGGCGAGGAGGCGCCCUCCCACCUCUACUACUGCCAGCUGGAUGCAGGCGCCUGCUAUGUGUUCACGGAGCAGCUGGGCCGCUUCGCCUUGGUGGGGGAGGCCCUCAGCGUGGCGGCUGCCAAACGUCUCAAGCUGCUGCUGUUUGCGCCACUGGCCUGCACCUCCCUGGAAUACAACAUCCGGGUCUACUGCCUGCAUGACACACAUGAGGCGGUCAAGGAAGUGGUGCAGCUGGAGAAGCAGCUGGGCGGGCAGCUGAUCCAGGAGCCUCGUGAGCUGCGUUUCAAGGACAGCUACCACAACCUGCGACUGUCCGUGCACGACGUGCCCAGUUCCCUGUGGAAGAGCAAGCUGCUCGUCAGCUACCAGGUGAGGGGCUGUGCCUGGCAUGCACGGGGCUCGGGCACGGCUGACCCAUCUGUCCAUCUGUGUGUCGGUUCCCCGCAGGAGAUUCCCUUCUACCACAUCUGGAAUGGCACGCAGCCCCACCAGCACUGUACCUUCACCCUGGAGCGCGUCAGCCCCAACACCAGCGAGCUGGCCUGCAAGGUGUGGGUGUGGCAGGUGGAGGGCGAUGGGCAGAGCUUCAAUAUCAACCUCAACAUCACCAAGGACACGAGAUUCUCUGAGCUGCUGGCGCUGGAGAGCGAAGGAGGAGUCCCAGCCCUGGUGGGGCCCAGUGCCUUCAAGAUCCCCUUCCUCAUUCGGCAGAAGAUCAUUACCAGCCUGGACCCACCCUGCAGCCGGAGCGCCGACUGGCGGACUCUGGCCCAGAAACUCCACCUGGACAGCCAUCUCAGCUUCUUUGCCUCCAAGCCCAGCCCCACCGCCAUGAUCCUCAACCUGUGGGAGGCGCGGCACUUCCCCAACGGCAACCUCAGCCAGCUGGCCGCUGCAGUGGCCGGGCUGGGCCAGCCAAAUGCCGGGCUCUUCACAGUGUCGGAGGCCGAGUGCUGAGCCAUAUGGCCCCGCACCUACACUUCACCAGCUUUGACACCACCGGGACAGGCCACACUGGGAGAGCUCCAAGGCCCCUCAACACUUGUCCCCAGGGCCCUGCCCGUGCUCCCAUCCCCUCAGCCACUUGCUCCGAGUGGCUCCGGCCGGGGAGGACAGUGCCUGGGGCCCGGGCGCCCGGCCUACAUGUGUGUGUGUGUGUCUGUGCGUGUGAUGCUACCUCUCCCCACCCCCCCGCACCGGCCGGGGCCGCAUGCUCACGGCCACGCACGCGCAGCUGGGCUCAGACCGCCAGGGGCUCCCACCUGAGCUGAACUUUAUGCAAACAUUUCUGUGCCUGCAAGUGGGGGCACGUGGAGGCGCCCAGCUCCCGGCCAUCGGGGACCGAGGGCCACAGAUGGGCACAGGGACAGGGCAGCCUCUGGGCUCAGGCCCAUGGCCGCCACCCGUCUCCUGCGCACACCCCCACCCCACGCAGCACCCCUGCCACUCACACUCACGCAUCUCAUGCUGAGCACCCGGGGGCGCUCACGUCCCACAGCAGCCCACACCUGCCUCUCACACGCUGCCCCUCUCCCCGCCCACCACCCACCCAGGGAUACCCUUGCCCCCAGUUGCGAGGAGCCCCGCCCCACGGGGAGUGUGAAUAUGCAACGGGCUGGCCAUGGCGAGUGUGUGUGCCGCGGAGUGAAGCUCGUGCCCUGACUGUCUCGAGCGCCCUCGUGCGCUCACACUUGGCCUUAUGUCCACAGCCUUGCCGGCCGCUGGGGCACGGAGGGAUUUUAGCGGACGUGAAUGUAAAUAAAUUAUAUAUAUAUAUAUAUUGCUAACCUGCGUC
Erinaceus europaeus (western European hedgehog) is the source of this 3788-nucleotide messenger RNA. RefSeq names its product unc-5 netrin receptor A (gene UNC5A). The record is from RefSeq and is a predicted model, not a curated record. Gene Ontology annotation, cellular component: membrane. Gene Ontology annotation, molecular function: netrin receptor activity; protein binding. The transcript is spliced from 15 exons. Gene Ontology annotation, biological process: netrin-activated signaling pathway; anterior/posterior axon guidance. The coding region runs from base 176 to 2950 and encodes 924 amino acids. Lineage: Eukaryota; Metazoa; Chordata; Mammalia; Eulipotyphla; Erinaceidae.